AAUAACUGGCGAGUGUCACGGGGGAUUUCGGAGUGGAGGCUGGCUGGACUGAAGUCAUUCAGCACCGGUUGAUGCGGUAUUCGACGGUCUCGCCGAAGGACUCGCCUUCAGAGACCGCAAAGGCCGGUCGGUCGAAGGAUUCAGACCCUGAACUGAGAGGCAGCACCAGAGAAAGGGAGCAGAUGAGGGAGAGAGAAGGGAGAUACAAGAUGGCUCCCAAAGUAGCCCUGUUAAAGUUGUGAGGUCUUCUCUCUCAGACGCUGACCUCGUCUGUUGCUUACUGUCUUCUGUCCUGUUCAGGUUACUGACUUCCAGUAAACCGAAAGUCCAGUCCUGCCUGUUCCUCCUUCAUGCUCCUUCAUCAGACAGUUCACUGCAUAUGUGAGCUGCUGCCUUUCUGUUCACAGAUGAAAGUGUGCCAGUCCAGUCAUGUCCUCCACCAUCCUGCUGAUCAUCCUGUCUGGUGAGGAAACUGUUUUUGUUAAUAAUUCAUUCCUUGACUGCACGAUACAGGUCAAUCCCGCUGCAGGUGCUUCCAUGGUUUGGCAACGUCUCGAAGAGUGUUAUGGGACUCCCGAGGUCAUCGAAGACGCACUGCGAAGAUUGAGAACUUUCCGAGGCUGACCAAUAGAGGUACUGUUAAGCUGAGAGAGCUAAGUGACAUUCUCCAUGAACUGGAGCGCGCUAAGCAGGAUGGUGCACUGUCUGGACUCUCAUAUUUGGAUACAGCUCGAGGGGUGAAACAAAUAGUGGAAAAGCUCCCUUAUAACCUCCAAGAGAAAUGGAUCAGCUUUGGAAGCAAGUACAAAGAAGAUUACAGAAUGGCUUUUCCUCCCUUCUCUGUCUUCUCAAGGUUCGUUGAACAACAGGCAAAGAUAAAAAACAAUCCAAGCUUUACUAUAACACCGAACAGCAGUCAUGUCACUUCCAGGGUCGAAAAGCCUACAAGGUACAGUGGUAAAGGGUCUGUGGCUGUACAUAAAACUGACAUCCCUGCAGAGCCAUUAAGCAUCCAAGCCAGUUCUGCACUGAAGAAAAUGGGAGAACCGGAUCAUCAGUGUCCGAUACAUAGAAAGCCCCACCCACUGAAAAAAUGCAAGCUCUUUAGAAACAAAACUCUAGAAGAGUGCAAAUCAUACCUCAGAGAGAAUCACAUCUGUUAUCAAUGUUGUGGGUCUACUCAGCACAUGGCAAAAGAGUGUAAAAUGGCUGUCAAGUGUUUUGAGUGUAACAGUGACAAACACAUCGCAGCUCUGCACCCGGGUCCUCCUCUUCUGACCACACAGUGUGGUGGACGACAGAGAUGAAAGCGGGGAGCAAAAUGAAAGCCCACCAUCUUCAGUCACCUCCAAAUCUACAGAGGUUUAUGGAAGUGCAGACAGUGCAAGAUCUUGUUCCAAGAUCUGUUUGGUGAAAGCAUAUCCUGAAGGGAAAAAGGAGAAGGCAAUCAAGAUGUAUGCGGCGUUAGACGAACAAAGUAAUAAGUCUCUCGCCAAGACAGAGUUUUUCUGUCUUUUUGAAGUGAAAACUAGCUCCUUACACCCUGAAAACCUGUGCUGGGAAACUAGAGACUUCCGGUAGGAGAGCUGCUAAUUUCACCAUUGAGUCCAUGGGUGGGAAAGUAAAGCUUGCCUUACCCCCCUUGAUAGAGUGCAACAUGGUGCCAGACGAUAGGACAGAAAUCCCCUCCCCAGAGGUUGCAUGCCAUCACCCCCACCUACAGUCAGUUGCUAGUAAAAUUCCACCUGUGGACCAAGACGCACAAAUUCUUCUGCUCUUAGGAAGGAACAUCCUAAGGGGGCACAAAGUACGUGAGCAAAUCAACGGGCCCCACAACGCACCUUAUGCACAGCAGUUAGACCUAGGCUGGGUCCUUGUGGGAGAUGUGUGCUUGGGCACGGUUCAUAAGCCAUCAGAGGUGAACGUUUACAAGGCAAAUGUUUUGAACAACGGCCGCGUAUCCUUCCUCAGGCCAUGUCCAAACAGCAUCCACGUGAAGGAAGACUAUGGUGGUAUGACACAGCAUCACGGUGCAACCCUCCCUGCAUGUGACCUGAACACAAGUCUCCAUGUGCAUCCAAGUACAGACAACCUAGGGUGUUCUGUGUUUGACAGGUCUAAAGAUGACAACAAACUAGCACUGUCCAUUGAAGACAAAGCCUUCCUAGCUCUCAUGGAUUCAGAAGUCUACCAAAAUGAGGAGAACAGCUGGGUGGCUCCUUUACCCUUUCGGGUUCCUAGACGACGCCUUCUAAGCAACAGGGAGCAAGCUUUGAAACGCCUCUGCUCACUUCAGAGAACCCAUGAGAAAAAGCCAGAAAUGAGAGAACAUUAUAUCAAGCUCAUGCAGAAGAUGUUGGACAGUGGCCAAGCUGAGCUUGCUCCAUCUUUGGACAAAGGGAAAGAACACUGGUAUUUGCCAACCUUUGGUGUGUAUCACCCAAAAAAAACCAACCAGAUACGUGCUGUUUUCGACUUGAGUGCUGAAUGUGAUGGAACCUCACUCAGUGAUGUCCUCCUUAGUGGACCAGAUUUGAAUAACACUGCUUGGAGUUCUUUUGCAAUUCCGCAAAGAACCCGUCGCUCUUACAGAAGACGUGGAGUAAAUGUUUUAUUGUUUUGUCGUCCGAGAAGAGGACAGGGAUUAUCUUCGGUACCUCUGGUAUGAGGAUAAUGACAUAAGCAAGAAUGUCACCAAGUACAGGAUGAAGGUCCAUGUUUUUGGAAACAGCCCUUCACCUUCUGUGGCCAUCUACUGCAUGAGACAAACAGCACAAAAAGGUGAACAAGAACAUGGUUGGGAUGCAAGACGCAGUUUGUCGAGAGGCAGUUUUACGUAGAUGACGGUCUCACCUCAGUCGCCACACCUGAAGAGGCAACAGAUCUCCUCUCACAAACCAGAGAAAUGUUGGCAGAAUCCAACCUGUGACUGCACAAAGUGUCAUCAAACAGUAGUCAGGUAAUGGAAGCGUUUCCAGUAGAGGAGCGUGCCAAAGAUCUGAAGGAUCUAGACCUCGGAGUGGAUCCCCUACCCCUUCAGAGGAGUCUGGGUCUCUCCUGGAAUUUGGAAACAGACAGCUUUACUUACCUGGUGUCCUCUGAAGAAAGGCCGUACACACGGAGAGGUGUGUUGUCAACAGUUAACAGUUUGUAUGAGCCCUUGGGCUUUGUUGCUCCUAUAACAAUGCAAGGGAAAGCACUUCUGUGGGAGUUGUCUUCUGAACAGAGUGAGUGGGAUGCUCCUUUCCUCCCACAAAAGGAGGCAGAAUGGAACUCAUGGAGAGACUCUCCAAAGGCUCUGGCAGACAUGCUUAUAAGGAGGCGCUACAUACCAGUUUGGCUGUUCUCAACCCAGACAAAAGAACUGUGCAUCUUCUCAGAUUCUUCCACAGUGACGAUAGGAGCAGUGGUCUACCUGAGAGCUGCAGACACUGAGGGACAGUGUCAUGUCCGAUUUGUCAUGGGGAAGUCAAAAUUAGCUCCUCGCCGCGCUCACACCAUUCCACGUUUGGAGCUCUGUGCAGCGGUGCUGGCUGUUGAGCUAUACGAGUUGAUCAGCGAUGAGAUGGACAUUGAGAUAGCCAUUGUGAAAUUCUUCACUGACAGUAAGAUUGUCCUUGGCUACAUUCAUAACUCUACAAGAAGGUUUUACCUCCAUGUCUCCAACCGAGUAACUCGGUUAGAGACAUAGACGAUCUACACACCCCAACCAGAGGUACUAUGUGCCGACAGAUCUGAAUCCCGCUGAUUAUGCAACCAGGUUUAUGCCAGCAUGCCAACUCGAACACAGCAGCUGGUUGUCAGGUCCAGCUUUUCUCUAUCAGGACAAUGCAGAGGAGAUAUCCAAAUCUAAUAUCUUCGCCCUUAUUGAGCCUGAAGCAGAUGAGGAGAUUUUUCCAGAGGCUACUACCCUGGCAACCGAAGCAUCAGAGUCUCAGUUGGGCUCCCAACACUUCGAGCGAUGUUCAAGC
This is a messenger RNA of Acanthopagrus latus (yellowfin seabream), 3971 nucleotides long. RefSeq lists its product as uncharacterized. Bases 1610 to 2668 code for a protein of 352 amino acids. The transcript has 3 exons. Lineage: Eukaryota; Metazoa; Chordata; Actinopteri; Spariformes; Sparidae. The record is from RefSeq and is a predicted model, not a curated record.